Molecule: messenger RNA, 2763 nt
Organism: Pieris macdunnoughi
Lineage: Eukaryota; Metazoa; Arthropoda; Insecta; Lepidoptera; Pieridae
Source: the annotation of a GenBank genome assembly
AUGCUGUCUCCUCACGAUGAUGAUGACGACAACCACUUGUGCAUCAAAUGCAACGCAACUAUCGUCGGACUGGACAAUUAUGUUAAGCAUCGAAAAGAGCGAUGUGGAAAGUUGAAAAAUGUUGAAAAAUCUGUCCUCCCUAUCGACCCCUUAGAACCCUCAUACAGUCUUGGGGCAGAUGUUUUCUUUCAAUCCUUAGAGCUCCAGAGUAGUGUCAAAAAGUCUUCCUCAUUAUCAAGACUUACUCCACCAACGCCUAUCUACAAAACUAGUUCAGAUAGAAAACACACGCAUACCAUCCCAUCAACGUCACGGGAUAUUCCGAGAAUGAGCCCUUUAGAGAAUAACUUGAGAGGAGAAGAUUGGAUCGGUGGUCACAGCUUAAAACUUGAAACUAGUGAAGAUAAUCAAAUGAAACUCAUAAAAGCAGUCGCAAGGAUUAGUGGAACAGCGAAGAAGGAUCUUACUACCUCUACCUAUAACAUCAAUGCAUACAAUGAUUUUAAAGAUGACUUAGACGAAUCAGAUGAUUCCGAGGAUGAGGAUGAAGAAGAAACUGCUCACGUAGAAAAAUGGAAGCCACCACCGAAUUAUACAGGAGGUAAAUGGCGCCCUGCAUCACCCGAUCACGAUGACUGGGAACCUUUGAAUAUUGAUACUCACGAACGCGACGAAGACUAUGACGCUCCACCUCCAGAUCACACAAAAGGCAAGUGGGUGCCGGGACAAGAUAAGACUCAAAUAAUGCAAACCACGCUUCAAUCUAAAGGUUCAGUACAGUACUGGUGCGGGCCUUGUAACCGUCGCCUUGGUUCUAGAGCUAUUUACGAUAAGCAUCUAAUGUCCAAUUUACACAUGAGAAAAGUGCUUCCAGAACACGAACUAGAAUUCGCUGGACAUUUGGAGCCCUUUAAAAACGUACCGGAAAAGCGUACUACCCGUUCAGCAUUUCUAAAUACAGACUUAAGUCCCAAGAAAAAACAAAAGCUAUUAGAAACGAAGAACAUUUCUAAGAAAAAGAGAAAACGGAAACCCGUAUUCGUACAGUGCUCGGGCUGUAAAUCGCGUGUAAAACUCUAUCUCAUGGGCAAACACUUGAUUUCACACUACCACUUCAGGAAAGCUACUGAUACGAAAAGUGAGGAUUAUAAACUACUCAUUUUAAACAAUAUGGAUGCUAUAGUUCACCAAUCACCGUUUCAGUGCAGUCCCUGCAAGUUUUACACGAACUGGCUCUCAAAUUUCAUGCAACAUUGGCAUUCUGAAGAACACCAGAGAAAUGUAGAUUGUAUGAAUGGGAGAUUUUGGUGUUCAUUCUGUAAAUUUGAGUGUGAGGCAUCUCAAGAGAUGCUAGAUCAUUUAUCAAGUUCAGAACAUACUGAAGUUGUGGCUGUCAUUAAUAGAUCUAUGCCUAUUAUCAUACGAAAGAAGACUGUUAUCAAAUGUGAAACUUGCUCAAAGGAAUUUCGUUAUAUUAUAGAGGUGAAACAACACUGCAUUAAAACAGGGCAUAUGGUUCCACCUUCUGCCAGUGAUAUGUGUCAAGAGCUUCAUAAAUGUCAGCACUGUAAGAAGAAGUUCAAGUCUUCUAUUACUCUUUGCUCUCAUUUAAAAUCAGAACAUAAAGCUCAAGUCUUUUUCUGCAUUGUUUGCUCGAAAGUGUUUGAUUCGUCUUCCGAAGCCAAGCAACAUCGCCAAACCUCUGAACAUAGAGUGAGGACUAAGGAAAAGUUGAUAGCUCGUGGUCUGUGCUCUAAGGAUUUAAGGAAGAAAUGCCCGUACUGCCCAGGAAAAGUUCUGCUAAAGAAUGUCCUUGAGCUUCGAGAUCAUGUUAGGUGUAUUCAUCCACAUAUAACGAAAAAGUGUUCAAAAUGCGGCAAAGCUUUUACACUCCCCCAAGAAGUGACUCGUCACAUAAGAAGCAACUCUUGUCAGUUUAUAGAGCCAAACUCCGCGAACACAGCCGGCCUCUGGAACUGCAGCCAAUGUCUUUUUACCACAGACUCGCAGGCCGAAUGCUUCUUCCACGAAGUCCUACAUACUGAGCCCAUUUUGGACGAUAGGGAAAUGAUAAAAUAUUCAUGUCCAUUGUGUAAUAAGGUGUUUAGAAAGAAAUCCCUGCGUGAGCAUUUGAGACAGCAUACCUUUGAACGGCCGUUCGCUUGCACUAUUUGUGGCGCUAACUUCACACGUCAGAGCAGUCUCAGUAACCAUGUUAAGACUAAACAUGACAAGAAAGAACAGAUUGUGCAUAAGACCAAAAACACCUUGGAUUUACGUUGCCAGAAAUGCAAGAAGAAAUGUAAUAAUGAAGAAGAACUAAAAACUCAUACAGCGUCAUGCCAAGUUUAUCAAUUACAAUGUACCGAAGAUCAGUGUACUUUCAUUGCCAGUACACCCACACAGAUGUUCAGGCAUCGAAAGAGCCAUGGAAUUGCGAAGGCUCAUGAAUGUUCGGAGUGUGACUUCAAGACAGAUCAAAUAAGCCAUUUGAAAAGGCACUUGGUGACACAUAAGGGCCUUAAACCUUAUGCCUGUCCACAUUGCACCUUCACUUGUGCUAGCUUGGAAAAUCUUCGAAAACAUGUGCUCAAAGGAAAAAAGCAUCCUGGAAUGUAUCUUUAUCGGUGCAAGUCUUGUGAAUACGAAACAAAUUUAGCAAAUGACCUGCGAACUCAUUACAUUACAAUCCAUUCAAGCGCGUAUAACCUGAAAACUGCUAUAGAAGAAGUUAAAAAUCAAUUGAUGUUGAAGAACACAUAA